GAUAACUAUUUUUGAUCUCCCUAAGUAUGAAACUCAUCGGGGGACAUCUCGAAGUCGAAACAUUGCUGAAAGAGAAAGCCAAAAAUGUCUGCAACUCAGAGUCAGCACGUGCUUCGCUUGGUUCUCUCCUGCCGAAGCAUCAAGGCUCACGUGACUCAGCCGGGGACCUCCUACAUCGUCGCCAUGGCCUCCUCCACGGAGCAAGAAUUCCUCAUCCAAUACCGAUCCAAGCUCGACCAAUUCCCCCGCUCCCGCCGCUUCUGGGACGCCAAAGUCGCCUCCAGAGUCGGCGAGAAACUCGGCUUCCGCUUGAAGGAAAUCGGCAUCCGAAACAUCGCCAUCGACGUCGAUGAAGAGAUCUCUAGACCAUUUGACCGCCGUAGAUUGGUUUUGCCGGUCUUUGAUUCGUUACGCCGCGUUGGGGUUGAUAUCGACGGCGCCGAGAGAUUGAGCGAAAUCGGACCUAGACAGGGUUAGUCUUUUCACUGCUCAAUGAUUUUUGCCCUAAUUUCUGUAGUAAAAGAAUUUUUGGGUCCUUUUAUUUGCAGAGAUUAGACUUCUGAAUAAAAUCUAGCGUGAUCCAAAUCUGGUGCUUGUAAAACCCUAACUUUGAUAUCUUCUUUUCGAUCAUAUUGGCAUUUUAAAUAAUAUUGGCAUAUUGCUUGUAGCAAUUUUCAAAAGAACUGAACUGUUGUAAGUUUUAACAUUUUUUUUUAUUUAUGUUUCAUAUAUGUAUUCAUUAUUGAACUCAACCUGCAAGUAAAGCUUGUAGAAUUCAUCUUUGAGGAGA
This is a messenger RNA of Hibiscus syriacus, 790 nucleotides long. RefSeq lists its product as uncharacterized. Gene Ontology annotation, biological process: translation. The record is from RefSeq and is a predicted model, not a curated record. Gene Ontology annotation, molecular function: structural constituent of ribosome; 5S rRNA binding. Bases 85 to 477 code for a protein of 130 amino acids. NCBI's taxonomy places the organism in Eukaryota, Viridiplantae, Streptophyta, Magnoliopsida, Malvales, Malvaceae. The transcript has a single exon. Gene Ontology annotation, cellular component: ribosome.